Penicillium roqueforti is the source of this 981-nucleotide messenger RNA. RefSeq lists its product as uncharacterized. NCBI's taxonomy places the organism in Eukaryota, Fungi, Ascomycota, Eurotiomycetes, Eurotiales, Aspergillaceae. The transcript has a single exon. The coding region runs from base 1 to 981 and encodes 326 amino acids. The record is from RefSeq and is a predicted model, not a curated record.
AUGAAGAUCUAUGAGCAUUGCAUUGCAUUGACCCUUUCUCUCUUCCUGGCGACUCCGGUCUUCGGGCAGAGAUUUAUCAAUGCCACGAAUGGCAUAAAUCCCACGAAUGGUACGCAGAAUGGACGCCUGUGUACGUCCGAUGACAUUGCCAGAAGGGACGUGAGGGGCUGUACAUGCCCUUCGACUUUCCCAGCAUCACCCAAUGACCUGGUAUGCGUUACACCGUCGGGACAAUGCCCUAUCACCUGCAACCCUCCACCCCCGCCGUCACCCGUGAUACCGCGAGCACAGCUCUCACAAUGUGACGCGGGCUGUGUCGACGCCAAUUCCGAGUGCAACGGCUGCUUCAUCUGGUUCUCCAGUCUGUGCCAUUGCCUUCAAGACUUCCAAUCCGGAAACCAGACGACUUGCAUCGCCAGCCCUCCAAUUCCUGUUGGCCCGCCUCGGACCAACCAGUCAGCUUCGUGGGUGGUCCUCAGCAGUGGAGACUUGAUCACCACGACGGACUUGAUCCCCGGCAUUCUUCAAUUGAGCUCCGCUGCUGACGUGGACGGGGGCUUCCGCCUUGGUCAGGAUACACUCAACACCAGAGGUAUCAGGGACACAGGAACACUUGCGAUCAACAGUGUCGCCACCCGCUCCGAGGAGCAGAUUCAUAUCCAAGUCUGUGACCAUCCUGGCAGUGCUGUGCGUCGUAUUCUCGAUAACCUGCCUCGGGAGAAUUACAACACAACAUCGUCGGUCGACCUGUCCGCCCUAUCUCAGCCGAGUGCUGCUAUGUCUUGCCGGGUGUCGUCUAACGCGGGUCAAGACAUCAACUUGGGCGGUGAUAUUGUUGAUUGGCUGAACCAGUAUGCUGGCAACACGACCUGUGCUCAAUAUAAUGUCGGUGCUGGCGUUGUGACUGAUAGCAAUGAUUACUCUUGGUCUUGUAUUACUACGGGUGAUAGGGCUGCCGAGGAUCUGUUCUGCAGUGAUUAA